Messenger RNA from Arabidopsis arenosa, 1334 nucleotides. NCBI's taxonomy places the organism in Eukaryota, Viridiplantae, Streptophyta, Magnoliopsida, Brassicales, Brassicaceae. The record is from the annotation of a GenBank genome assembly.
UUCAUAGCGGAUCGGUUUCUGCAAAAUAUCCAGAUUUUCAGCCCCGAUUGACAUUCAUUAAUCAUUAUAUAUAAUUAGGAGAAGCAGGAGAUCGAAGAAAUGAAAAAGCACGUUGUGUUGGUGAAGCCUUUCUCGUUGGAAGACGAGAAAGACUCUGAAAACACACCUCCCAAUCUCAUCCAACGGAUCUUAAGCCUCUUCAAAAACGUACGGCCAGGAUCCGAUCUCACUAAUUUUCAGCUUCCACCUCAAAUGAACCUAGCGAGAUCGCAGCUCCAAUGCUACGGCGAGAUAGUGUACAGCUUCGACGGUCACGAUCUACUCGGAGAAUGUAGUCGUCGUGACAAACCAAUCGAACGGCUUAAAUCAGUGGUGACGUGGUACAUCUCAACUCUCCGGCCAUUGACCUUUGGCUUGGCUCCAUACAAUCCUGUCAUCGGUGAAACUCACCACGUGUCCAAUGGUCACAUUAACGUUCUCGCAGAGCAAGCAAGUAUAUCGCAUCAUCCACCAGUUUCUGCUCUUCAUGCAACUCACGAGAAAGAAAACGUAGACGUUUUGUUCUGUCAAUACUUCACGCCUAAAUUUCGUGGUGCUUACGUGGAGGUUGAGGUGAAGGGUAAAAGAGUAGUGAAACUUCUAAAUCACAAAGAGACUUACAAAAUGAACCAACCAAAACUUCUCAUGACAUUUUUGCCGGCAAUGGGAGCUCACUGGGCCGGAAAAAUCGUGAUAAAGUGCCCGGAGACGGGACUUGGAGCUGAAUUGCAGUUACUCUCCGAUUCCUUUCUUAGUAGAUUCACAGGAAACAAUAAAAGAGCUAUUAAAGGCAAGAUCUUUGAAUCUUCCUCUAGGAAACAGCUCUAUGAUAUCUUUGGACAUUGGGACAGAACUGUUACCGCGAAAAAUUCGAAGACUGGACAGCUUGAGGUUAUAUACAAAGCGAGUGAAAACAUUGCAAAGCUCAAAACUCCCGUUGUCAAGAACCUGCAGGAGGUGAGUGAGAGCGAGUCGGCGGUGGUGUGGGGUGAGGUGAGUGAAGGAAUCAUGACGAACGACUGGGAGAAAGCAAGAGAAGCCAAGAGAGAUGUGGAGGAGAAGCAGAGGGAGUCUUUGAGGAAAAGAGAGGCUUCUGGACAAUCAUGGAUUCCCAAACAUUUCUCUGUGGCUCGAGCUGGUAAGGACUGGGACUGUGUUCCUCUACAGCCUACGGUUCCUCGAGCUCCUAUCGUUAUUCCUCUCUGAUUCAGCUGAUUCUCUGUAGUAGAGGUUCCUACAAGAAGUAAGAACUCAUGAGAAGUGUAAAGCACAGAGAAAAAAAGUUUAACUACAAA